Messenger RNA from Erpetoichthys calabaricus (reedfish), 1795 nucleotides. RefSeq names its product E3 ubiquitin/ISG15 ligase TRIM25-like. The record is from RefSeq and is a predicted model, not a curated record. Gene Ontology annotation, molecular function: zinc ion binding. NCBI's taxonomy places the organism in Eukaryota, Metazoa, Chordata, Cladistia, Polypteriformes, Polypteridae. Bases 58 to 1467 code for a protein of 469 amino acids. The transcript has 7 exons.
ACUUGUCACUGCCACUGAAAAUGAAGGUCUAAAUGCAGUAGGAGCUUUAUAAAUACAAUGGCUGAAGCAAAGAUUUCAGUGUCUUCUGAUCAGUUCAUCUGCUCCGUGUGUCAAGACCGCCUGAAGGACCCGGUGACCACUACCUGUGGACAUAACUACUGUAAACAGUGCAUUGAAGACUACUGGGAUACUACUGAAAAUUGCAAGUGCCCCCAGUGCAGGACGACCUUUGUCUUAAGGCCUGUUCUUCAGAGAAACACUGUGCUGGCUGAAGUGGUAGAGGAACUCAACAAGACAAACCCUGUCGAUGUGCUCUGUGAUGUGUGCAUCGGCACAAAGGAGAGAGCUGUGCAGACCUGUCUGACCUGCCUGGCCUCCUACUGCAAGACUCACAUUGAACAUCACAGGGUGUCUGAAGUCCUAAAAAAACACAAGCUGGAAGUUCCUCUUCCUAAUCUUAAUGAGAAACUCUGCUUGAAGCACCGGAAGGCCUUGGAAGUCUACUGCAGGACUGACCAGACAUGUAUCUGCUGUUUGUGUGCGGUGACUGAACACAGGAAUCAUGACAUGGUGACGCCAGAUACAGAGAGACAAGAGAGACAGGCCCAAGUGCUGACAUUACAAAGAGAUGUUAAGGAGAAAAUGCAGAAUAAAAGGAAGACAUUGGAGGAGGUGACAGUGAUGGAGGCGCAAGUGAAGAGCACCGCAGAGAAAGAAGUACAGGAAUAUCAGGACACAUGCAAUUUGUUGCUUCAGUCCAUUGAUGGACUGAGAUCAAAAGUGAUUUCCAUGAUUAAAGAACAUGAGAAAAUAGAAUUGAGAAAGGUUACAAAGAUCAGAGACCAACUGGAGAAGGAGAUCAAGAAGCUGGAAAGGAAAGAUACUGAAUUAGAAGUGAUCUCACAGACAAGUGAUGACAUCUACUUCCUGCAGAAUGUCCAGUCUUUGUGUGCACAUUCUGUAAAUGAAAGCACACCCAUCAUUGCAGUAAAGGAGCAUUUCUUAUCAGAGACACUGAGACAAAAUCUGCUUAAGGUGAACGAAAGUCUGAAGAAGAUCAACUGCUCAGAGUUUGUGGAAACCAGUGAGACCGGUAAAGAAUCAGAUCAUACAAAGGAAAUAACACGACAAGAUUCAGAACUUCCACCUCAGUCUUCCUCUCCUAGUGAUAGUGACGUGACUUCAGGUGGUCUAUGCAUUAGUAGUGGACAGCCUCCAAAAGAUCCAAAAAUUUCCCUAAGGACAGACGUUAAGGAACCUGACAAGAUGUCCAGUUCAUCCAUUGGGGAGAAUAUUGAAAAGUUGAUUCAAGACACUGAAAGAUUCAAAGACAGCCUGAAGGACCAGAUUGAGACCAAAGAGAAUCAUCUGGUUGAGGUAAAGGAGUUACAGACAAAGAGAAAGGAGGAACUGCAAGGUGAGUGGAGCAAAUUCAAGUGUAAUGUUGUCUUGAAGAAACUCUCAUAAAUGAACAAAGAGACAAUGCCAAGUCUGCGUUUAUACCGCCUCGCUUCUUGCUUUCAUAAUCUCAUUUGCUUUUUCCUUUUCUGGUUGUCAGGUAUUUUCUUUCAAACACACUUUUCUCCCUCCUAAAUACGGAGCCUUUCUAAAAUCACUGAAAGUCUCGGUAUGGCUUUAACACAGAAUUGUGCAAAGGUUCAGUCAUUCUCAGAGUAGAGAAACUGAGUGGAGCACAAGACAAGGAAUCUGAACAUGGGGGAGCUGAUUGUUUUAAAUUGGAAAUGAAAGGAUCCGUCUCAAAGUCCGGUGGGUUAAGUCGAAUGAUGUUUGUAAA